Messenger RNA from Didymodactylos carnosus, 918 nucleotides. Lineage: Eukaryota; Metazoa; Rotifera; Eurotatoria; Philodinida; Philodinidae. The record is from the annotation of a GenBank genome assembly.
AUGGAUUCGUCGGAUCUGAAGCUCGCCAUAUUUGCAUUUAAAGGACGGGGCACGGAAUAUAUGUCUACUGAAAUAGUUCUAAUGGUACAUGGAAGACGUUUACUUUACUGCCUGUCUAGUCGUCGUACAAUCGUCGUUAUUACUAUCGUUCUAAUUGUGUUCACAUUUGCCUCUGUCUAUUCUAUUCGGCAUUCAUCCGAAGCGAUAAAAUAUUUCUCAGUAACCGAUUUGUUACACACAGAUUUCAAUACAGCAACCAAAAAGCUCAUUCCACGUCUGAUACAUCAAACAUGGCGUAAUCACACAAUACCUGCUCAAUGGCAGGACACAGUUAAUUCAAUACAUGAAUACAAUACUAACAGUAAUAACACAUUCGAAUAUCGUUUAUGGACUAAUCAGAUGAUAAUCAAAUUUAUGAAAGAGAAUUAUUUUCGAUUUUACCAAGAAACAUUUCGAAAAUAUCCAUAUGAAAUACAAAAAAUUGAUGCAUUUCGAUAUUUUCUUAUGUAUCACUUUGGUGGUGUUUAUAUUGACAUGGACAUCGGAUGUAAGAAAGCAUUAUGGCCACUACCACAAUCAAUUGAGCACAAAGCAUCAGGUGUUAACGUAGCUGUUUUCCCCGAAACUCGCCCUUUCGGAGUGUCAAAUGAUUUUCUGAUAUCCACUGUCCGACAUCCACUGUACGAAAAAAUCAUUCAUCAAACCUUAUCUAGAUGGAAAUAUAAUUUUUUAUCGAAUUAUUUAACUGUAAUGGUGACGACCGGGCCAUUGUUUUUAACAUUACAGCUAUAUUUAUAUCCUAAUAAGAGUGAUGGAACUAUCUACAUAUUGGAACAUGCUCUAUAUAAUGGACGAAGUCAGAGUUUCAUACGACAUACACAAGUUCGUUUGACGGCAGUUGAACUAUUUCGAAUUUGA